UCUCGUUGCCUAGCUAGCUUGCAACAUCUCUCUCUUUAAACACAGCGUUUUAAGGUCGGAUGCACGGGGCUGACACAUCGCGACGGCCGUCGAAGUCUCUGAUGGAUCGGAUGAAGACUAGCUGUUUAUCCGUGGCAGUCUCGCUUAAAGAAGGGCUUAGCUACGUCAAAGCCUUCUUUGUCGGCCAGACAAAGAGGUUGACGGCCAAGAACGAGAAAGAAGCUACGGAUGCUCAUCUAACAGAGACAAAAAUGCAAGUUGAAGCAACCGAUGAAGCAGAGAACGCCAAGAAGAGGCUUCAUCAAUCUUCUUAAUGUUUUUUUUGGUAAUUUAAUGUGGUUUUACUAAUUCGAAGGGAAUGUCUUCUUAACUAUAAGGAGAGAAAAACAAAUCUUAUACAGGAUAUUGAUUACCGUUGUCUUUAGAAAUGGUGUGACGCAUUCCGCAAGAUUAUAUGUUUAUGUUCUUCCACGAGA
Brassica oleracea var. oleracea is the source of this 476-nucleotide messenger RNA. RefSeq lists its product as uncharacterized. NCBI's taxonomy places the organism in Eukaryota, Viridiplantae, Streptophyta, Magnoliopsida, Brassicales, Brassicaceae. The record is from RefSeq and is a predicted model, not a curated record. The coding region runs from base 60 to 314 and encodes 84 amino acids. The transcript has 2 exons.